AAUAUUUUAGCUCCCCAAAAGAUGAGGUGGUUUUUUCGGCAUCCUGGAUAAAUAUAUCGUUUUUUUUUCUUCGAGUUAACAAAAAAUUGAAAAAAUGAACCUUAUUUUCAAUUUUCUUGUGACAAUGAUAGUUAGAUUGAAGAUUUUUUUGAGUGCAAGAAUAGCUGUUGUAAUUUUGAUGGCGUUCUGUUGUCCACAAGGUGUAAUAGGAUCAUGGUGGCUCCUAAGCAGACUGCAAGUUUCUUCUGCCCUUUUUGAUACUCAGAUGCUUUGUGGUGGAAUUCCUGGACUUGCCAGAAAACAAAGAGAGAUAUGUGAACAGCAUCCUGACAUUCUGUUGAGUGUUACAAAAGGUGCCAGAAUAGGAGUUUCUGAAUGUCAAGCACAGUUUCGAAAUCAGAGGUGGAACUGCUCAACUCUAGGAUCUGGUGCUUCUGUUUUUGGAAGCCAUAUGUUGAAAGUUGACAGUCGAGAAUCUGCUUUUUUGUAUGCUAUCAGUUCAGCAGGGGUGACGCACGCCAUCAUUCGUUCCUGUAGCAGGGGAGAGAUCCCGAACUGUCCCUGUGAUCCCCUUCGUCGGGGUUUCGGCUUCGACCCCACUGUCGGUGGAUAUAGUUGGGGUGGAUGUUCUCACAUAUCUGCAGGCGUUAAAUUCGCUCGACAGUUCAUAGAUGCCCGAGAAGACAGAAGAAAAGAUGCCCGGGCAUUGAUGAACUUCCACAACAACAGAGCAGGAAGAAAAGCAGUACAGAAGAAGACACGAUUGCAGUGUAAGUGCCAUGGCGUGAGUGGAUCCUGUGCUUCCAGAACUUGCUGGUCGGCUCAGAUGGAAUUUCGCGAAGUUGGGAGACUAUUGAAGAGAAAGUACGAAGGGGCUGUGCAAGUGACCAUGAGCAACCAGAUGGCUUUGGUGUCUGUCGAUGGAACAAAACCCUACACUAAACUGGAUCUAAUAUAUUUUGAGCCAUCACCAGAUUUCUGCGCCAUCAACAAGUCGUUGGGUACUCUGGGUACCGGUGGAAGAAGAUGUGACCGAGAUUCGAAAGGUGUUGAAGGGUGCGCCAUUCUGUGUUGUGGCAAGGGUUACGACACUCGUAGAGAACUUUUUGCAGAAAAAUGUUCUUGCAAAUUCAACUGGUGUUGCAAAGUGAAAUGCAAAGUUUGCAGAGAAUGGAAAGAUGUAUAUACGUGCAAGCACAGCAUUUGAAAAAAGUAUGUUAUAAUCUUUGCAAGACGUCAAACUCAUGUCCAAGUUUUUCUUGCUGCUUUUUGAAGCAUUUGAUACGUACCAAGUACGAUUAGUGCAAAUAUCUUUAGUACGGAAUACAUUUGUACAAAUGCAGAA
Molecule: messenger RNA, 1345 nt
Organism: Parasteatoda tepidariorum (common house spider)
Lineage: Eukaryota; Metazoa; Arthropoda; Arachnida; Araneae; Theridiidae
Product: protein Wnt-2b-A-like
Biological process (GO): neuron differentiation; cell fate commitment; multicellular organism development
Cellular component (GO): extracellular region
Molecular function (GO): frizzled binding; cytokine activity
Source: RefSeq, marked provisional